GUUCGCGCUGCCCAUCACCGAAGCAGAAAACGUCCCAUUCUACCACCUCAUGGCAGACGUAGAACAAGUUCUUACUUCGAACGAGGAUCCUGAAAUCCAAGAUCGAAACCGAUGCGCGGUAGCCAAUGUAAUACUCAACCACAUUCACAGCAGCCGUAACCAAGCACCACAGCUGGAACCAGUUCCCCGAUUCUGCAACCACGCUGAGCAAAUCACCCGUAGGUUUCUAAAGGAGAAUCCAAACGUAGUCGUGAUCAAGUCCGACAAAGGAAACAAAACUGUUCUGAUGGAAGCUGGCGAUUACAAACAGAAAAUGCUCGAACUGCUGAACGACCAAGCGACGUACUGCCCGGUCACGCGCGACCCGACGUCAAAAUUCGAACGAGAAAACAAUAACUUGGUGAGACGACUUCGAAACCUGCAUCUCAUCGAUGACAAGACCGCCAGACGACUCACCAAAUACAAUGCUGUCUGCCCGCGAAUCUACGGGCAACCCAAGGCUCACAAACCAGGACUACCGUUGAGACCCGUCGUACCAAACAUGACGUCCCCGUCGUACGAGCUAUCCAAAUACGUAGGGCGGAUCAUCCAACAAUCCUUGGUAAGCUCCUACAACAUCAAAGACUCGUUCUCGUUUUGCCAAUUCAUAAACGGCGUCACCCUACCCGACGAUCACGUGCUCAUCUCUUUGGAUGUCAAAGCACUAUUCACGUCGAUACCGAAAUCCCUAGUGAUUAACAGUAUCAUCAUGCGGUGGAACGAAAUCAGUCCAAAUACAAACAUCAACUUGGACCUCUUCCUCGAAAUCGUAGAGUUCUGCAUUGACAGCAGUUACUUCCGGUUCGAUGGACAACACUACCUUCAAGUAUUUGGUACAGCCAUGGGCAACCCACUCUCACCGUCUAUAGCAGACUGGGUGAUGGAAACCCUGCUGGACACCGUUAUUCGCAUGCUAAAGAUUCUGCGAAAGUUUGUGGACGAUCUUAUAACAGCCAUUCCACUAAAUCAACUCCAACACGUACUAAAAACGUUCAACAGCUAUGAUGUUCACAUCCAGUUCACCUACGAACUAGAGGUGGACAACAAAUUGCCUUUCUUGGAUAUGCUCCUCAUCAGGCAGAGUAACCAAAAGGUAACAACACAAUGGCAUCAGAAACCCAUUGCAAGCGGAAGGUUUCUGAAUUACUUUUCUUACCAUCCAAUGAGCCAAAAGUUGAACAUGGCUAAAAAUCUUGCCAGUCGUGUAAACCUGCUUUCCACUGACCUAGACAACCAAGCAAAGGUCAAAAUCAUUGAUGAACAGCUGAAAAUCAAUGAUUACCCAAAGUCUCUGAGGCACCGAAUAGCAAACAGAAUGAACGAGAAUAGAUCCGAUGAAGUUCUCACGCAGCGGUCGCUACAGCUGGAUAACCUGGAACAUACCUACCGUAGCAUUCCAUUCAUACCUCGCCUGUCUUCGAAAAUAGACAGGGUACUAAAGCAGGACUAUCAUAACAUACGACUUGCCAAAUACAAUGUGAAAACAGUCAAGGAUAUGUUCACCAGGGUUAAGGACGAAGUACCAUUGGAUCACCAGACGAAUGUUGUUUACAGCAUUCCAUGCAACGAUUGCGAAGCCUCAUACGUAGGGAUGACGUCUAAUCGCCUAAAAACAAGGAUGAAUGGACAUCAAUCACACUACAACAAAAUGGAUAAAAUGUUAGAAGAGGGUAUAAACAUCGACGAUCCACAGAUGACAACACUAGGGGAACGAACCGCACUGAUGAGCCACAGCAUCAUAAAACAACACCGCUUCGACCUAAAAAAGGUAAAAGUAUUAGACAAACACAAAAACACACGUACGCUACAAUUUCUCGAAAUGUGUCACAUAAAAAACAACAAAAAUAGUAUAAACAGAAGAUCGGAUACUGAAGGUCUGCAUUCGGUCUAUGCCGGAAUUCUAUACGAAAUAGGAAAGAUAAACAAAACACGAAACGAAAACGAAAAUGAGAAUGUCAACAACACAGGUACACAUGCAAACACCUAUACACAUGGCUCUAACGAUCGCCCAUCCACACAACAAUACACACAAAGUUAGCUAAACCAACGCGUAGGCUGUCAAACAAGUGGAACGUAGAGAAGAAAAUCAAAAUUUUAUAGCGAAAAUCAGAGACAGGGAUUUAGUCACUGUGCAUAAAACACGCCACCUACAAUACAGUGUGCACCACAAUUAUUGGCACACAUGCACCAAAGUGAGCGCCAUUUUAAUCCAAUACAUGGACAACAUUCCGUAGAGCUCAAUCGGGUCUUCACAAGAAAACGAGCUUCUGUAAGUUAUAGGGAUGCACAAAACAGGAACAAUUAUGUAAAACUAAAAUUAUUUGUAAAAAUUUUUUAGAGUCCUUGAAAAAGGUAAAAUAAAUUACCGAAACCGUCGGAUGUAGAUGCAAAACCGUUUUUGCUGCUACCUAGACUGAUACGGCCGAUAAAAUCACCUUGUUGUACCCUACUGUACCCAAUAAAUGUUGAUUAUAUGUCGCUAGAAUGAUAAGUCAAUAAUAAUCGUUUCAUUAGAAGUCCAAAUAAAUGUAGAGUUCAGAGUUUCCUUCCUAGCCAUUUGAUUAUUUAAUUGCGUUUAUCAUCACAUAGCAUGUUAGUAGUUUCGUUGUCCCGUCCUCCACGUCAGUGAGUUUGAUUGGGUUGUUUAGUGUCUUCCAGGUCAGGGAGAAAUCUAGUGAUGAACGGAAAGAGUCUGCCGAUGAUGAGAACUUCUCACUAGUGAGAUCUUGAGGGUACGGGUGGUCUCUCACCGUUCUCUGAGUGUCGUCGUGACUGUGUAGUUAUGUUGCGAUAAUAGGGUGUUCCCGUUUGGACGUUUUAGUGCGUAGCCAGCUGGAUCGAUCCGUAAAUCCUUUCAGGAAUUUUCAAAUGUACUCGCCCUUAGGGGGUCUCAUCCGGGCAAUAUAAUAUCGGGCGCGUGGUCUCCCUUGUGGAGUGGCGCUUAAGCCACGCGUUUUAUGCUGGAUCGCCCAGCAGCGGCUACAAUGGGAUAACUUGCAACAAGCAUUUUUUUUCGCACCUCCUAAUUAGUUGGCAACGUAUUUUGGUAAAUCAAGUGUUGCAUAGUAUUCUACUGGUGGUAAUUAGUGUACACGAUGCUUUACAGAACGUUUCAAAUGUUUCGAUUUUCAAUGAUAUUGCAAAAGUGUUGCAAGUUACCCCAUUUACGGUACAUUACAUUCAAUGUAUAAUUCAAUAUGCUCCUUAUUUUUAUUCUUUUUCUUCUUUUUCCUCUUCUUCUAUAAGCGCAUCCACGUUGUAACAUCUACGCCUAAGGAGUUAAGUAAAAUUUUCAUUAUGGAAAAUUUGUGCAUCUAUAUUCCCUAUCUUCCUUAUAGGCAAGCCGUCACUCUUGCUGGAUUUACCUUAGAAUCUAUUCCGCAUUCACUAAGGACGUUGUUCUGACUUCCAAUUGAAACAUCAAGAGGACCUUCUGAACCCGUUCAACCCACGCCCUCACAAUCAACGAAAAGUGAAAGGCCGCAGCAUAAACAAAAUGACUCACUUAGCUGCUCCAUGCUGUGCGAGUAAUCUGUUGGUGCCGGGUUUCCAGCACGAUUCAAGAUCAAGGACUUCUGCGGCGGUGCAUCCACGAGUGCAAUCAUGCAAACGUACUUAUACGUAUCACCAUCCCACACUGACUACAUAUGUAUACCAGACGUGUGCCUCUGACUGGUUCGGCACAUGUUCCCUUGUAAUGUUUAUCACGUUAUUGGAGCGGGCGUGGAUCAGCAUUCCGGCUACGACCGGAUGACUCCACGGCACGGCACGAGUAAAAUGUUGUUCCUCCUGUUGGAUACUUAAUUGGUCCACACUGGGCACUUAUCGAAGUUGCACUCGGUGUAGGUUAAGGGAUUCUUGUUACCUUAUUAACAUAGGUCGGUCCAUCGAAGGCCACGAUCAUCAGCGGGUUGUCAUAUUAGGAUCAUACACUUGUUUCAGCGCAUCGCAGACAUUGCCUCAUGCCAAAUCCGAACACAAAGUGAAAAAAUUGAAUACAUUUUAAUUGCAGAAAUGCAGUUCUGAGCUAAGUCUAAAGAGCUUUAACGUCAAUUAUUCCCGAUGGAUAAUUCUCAGCACAAACCUCCUGGCCCGACACGGCCGGGGAUAGGUUCCUUCCAUCUCAAUCGCAGGUAGGUAGCGAAAGAUCCUCUUACACGCUGACUGUUGGAUUCAUGCCGAACUAAUUGAAUCACCCGGCGUUGUUGGUUGGUUGUUGGGUGUCACGUUGAAAUCAGACCCUGCCAAACAAGUAUUUCAAUGAGCUGCUUGCGGUUGCGCAAACCCGCCAACAAUGAAUACAUUGACCCAAAACGGGAGCAUUGUCCAAUCCAGCAACCAACCAUCCGACGGUUAGGAAGGCUCGUCGAAUGUCGAGUGAAACUGUUGGAGGGCCGGUGCUUCUCAGCUGGAAAUUUGGGAUGUUGGGAGUAAUUCAUCGUGAGCUACUGUUACUUGAAAUUCGCACACAGAAAAGCAAAUUGAUUUAUACAAUUAGUAUUAGUAGAAGCAGUGUGAAACGAGCUCACCAAUUUAUCUGAAAACGGCUUUUAUUACCAUCGAGGCGUUUCCUUGGGAUCUGAUGCUCACAGAAACUCUUCCAGGAAUUUCUCAAGAAACCCACGGAACGAUUUUCCGUGUAAUUUCUGUACGAAUAUGCUGUGUACACCGGAUGGUAAUACCAACCUAAUGAAUAUUUUCAUUCGUGAUGUUACCACAAUGAUUACUGGAGUCAAUGUUCAUGUCAUCUUCUACAACGCUUCAAUACUUCAAACAGUGCGUCUUGAAGGAAAUCGAUCAAUAUUCUGACUCAUCGAGAUCUUCAGAAACGCAUCAAACCUGCACCGAUCGUGACAUGUAGGCAGCCCAUAAAAUCAAUUACCAGCGUGCACUUUACCCCAAUUAAUUAUGAAAGCCUUUAUCAUCAAGAGUCACCCGUUAAACAACAAGAAAUUUGUCUUCCACCGUCGCUAGUCUUCAGUUCUCAUCUUGUUCGCUCACCGUUUUGCUCGAUAAGGUUUUAGCACUUACACUUUGUCACACAGACUGCUUCGAAACUCCCCUCUGCAAAUGAUUAAUCGAUUCCAGUCCCCCCAAGGAGAUUUUGUACUCCUACCCUGACCAAUGCGAUGGUUGUUUACUUGCUUCUUUCAGUAAAACCUCACGAUCAUCAACGCAGAAAACCACUCCAAGAUAAAUUAUCCCGAGCCGCACUUUCUUCGGCCGAUCCUUGGAUUUUCCAUCAUCGCCCGUCAAGAGUCACUCACUGCUCAUGGGAAAUGGGGCCACAUUUCGAUCGGCUCAGACUCAGCAGAGGUUACCGUUUUAAUCGGAGGAAUGAAUUUGUCAUCCGGUGUGCGAAAUUUGAGUCAGCGAGUCGAACAAUAUUCAAAUCUCCAGUUGAUAAAUGGCCGGAUUACUGAACUGUACGUUUUAUACCAGGAGGACAACUUUGACACGAAUUUUGAUGAGCUUAUCGCCAACAUGGUAGACAACUCAAUCCGCGUCGUUUUUUGAAAACGUGAUGCUUGGGCUACUUCCAAGAUUAGCAUGUUUACUUGUAAAAAAAAUCAUGAAACGACAACAACAUAUGUGGACUUCAUUUCCUGCCCCCUUGAACAUAAUUAACUGUGACCAAACAAGUCGAAAGGGCAAUGUCACCCGCCUCUUCGUUGUCGAUUCUCGGGGCAUCCGAGUCUCAACUAGUGACAGUGGAGGUGUCAUGCCGUGACUCAGAUUGCACCAUACCAGCAACUUCCCCCCUCGGGAGCUACAUGUGUACUAGCGUGGUUCAAAAAAUCGUUUUUGCUCCACACCGCUUAUUCGAUUCCUAACCAGAUUAUAUGCCUUCUCCCAAAAUUUGAGCUUAUUUGGUUGAAAAUUGAGACUGCACAAGCCCUUCAAAGUUUGUAUGGGAAUUACUAUGGGAAAACGAUGUUUUUCUUUCGAUCCACCGUAGCAUUUCCCCAAGUGCCCUAGUGGGUUAGUCGACCCUUGGUAAUCCUAGGCUACUCUAUCAACUACAACUUUGCCGAAGACCGCAUUCAAAUCGGACGCCUCAUUAAUUAGUUAUCCAUUUGUAUCCAGCUGGGCAA
This is a messenger RNA of Aedes albopictus (Asian tiger mosquito), 6134 nucleotides long. RefSeq lists its product as uncharacterized. The coding region runs from base 50 to 2077 and encodes 675 amino acids. The transcript has 2 exons. The record is from RefSeq and is a predicted model, not a curated record. NCBI's taxonomy places the organism in Eukaryota, Metazoa, Arthropoda, Insecta, Diptera, Culicidae.